Messenger RNA from Alexandromys fortis (reed vole), 1448 nucleotides. RefSeq names its product alanyl-tRNA synthetase domain containing 1 (gene Aarsd1). Lineage: Eukaryota; Metazoa; Chordata; Mammalia; Rodentia; Cricetidae. The transcript has 12 exons. Gene Ontology annotation, biological process: alanyl-tRNA aminoacylation; regulation of translational fidelity. Bases 145 to 1383 code for a protein of 412 amino acids. The record is from RefSeq and is a predicted model, not a curated record. Gene Ontology annotation, molecular function: nucleic acid binding; Ser-tRNA(Ala) deacylase activity; ATP binding.
UCAGUAAAUUGGAUCAAACCACACCCACUUCCUUUACGCUAUCACGUUUGCGCAGAAACGCUUAAGAAAGUUUGUCCCGGGUCGCUCUCCGUCCUCCGCCCGGCUCUUCGGCGCGCGCUGGUCUCCAGGGCCUAGGAGUCCGCGAUGGCGUUCCUGUGUCAGCGCGACAGCUACGCGCGGGAGUUCACCACCACCGUGGUCUCCUGCAGCCCCGCUGAGCUGCAGACGGACGCGAGCGGCGGCAAGAAAGAAGUGCUGAGCGGUUUCCAGGUGGUUCUGGAAGACACGCUGCUUUUCCCCGAGGGCGGGGGCCAGCCUGAUGACCGUGGUACCAUCAAUGACAUUUCUGUGCUGAGAGUGACCCGCCGCGGGGCCCAGGCUGAUCAUUUCACACAGACAGCUCUGUCCCCUGGGAGCCAGGUCCAGGUCCGGGUGGACUGGGAGCGGAGGUUUGAUCACAUGCAGCAGCAUUCAGGACAGCAUCUCAUCACAGCAGUAGCUGACCAUCUCUUUGGGCUGAAGACGACAUCAUGGGAAUUAGGGAGACUCCGGAGUGUGAUUGAGUUGGACAGCCCUUCUGUGACUGCAGAGCAGGUAGCUGCCAUUGAGCAAAGUGUCAACCAGAAAAUCAGAGAUCGGCUUCCUGUGAGUGUGCGAGAGCUGAGCCUGGAUGACCCUGAGGUGGAGCAGGUGAGGGGCCGGGGUCUCCCAGAUGACCAUGCUGGGCCCAUUCGCGUUGUUACCAUCGAGGGUGUCGAUUCCAACAUGUGCUGUGGGACCCACGUGAGCAAUCUCAGUGACCUGCAGGUCAUUAAGAUUCUGGGCACUGAGAAAGGGAAAAAGAACAAAAGCAACCUGAUAUUUCUGGCUGGGCACCGGGUACUGAAGUGGAUGGAGCUAAGUCAUGGGAGAGAGAAAGCGCUGACCACACUGCUGAAGUGUGGAGCCGAGGAUCAUGUGGAAGCAGUGAAGAAGCUCCAGAAUGCCACCAAGCUCCUGCAGAAGAACAACCUGUGUCUCCUCAGAGACCUGGCUGUGCACACUGCCCACAGCCUCAGGAGCAGCCCAGACUGGGGAAGUGUGGUUACACUACACAGGAAAGAGGGUGAUUCUGAGUUCAUGAAUAUCAUCGCCAAUGAGAUUGGGUCAGAGGAGACCCUCUUGUUCUUAACUGUGGGGGAUGAGAAAGGUGCUGGGCUCUUCUUAUUGGCAGGGCCAUCGGAGGCCGUGGAGACCCUGGGGCCCAGGGUGGCUGAAGUCUUAGAAGGCAAAGGAGCAGGGAAGAAGGGCCGCUUCCAGGGCAAGGCCACCAAGAUGAGCCGUCGGGCAGAGGUGCAGGCACUUCUGCAGGACUAUGUCAGCUCACAGAGUGCUGAGGAGUGAGGGGCCAGGAUGCCCGUCCCCGUGACCACAGCAGUCUUUUGGACAGUAAAAGAGUGUCACCCACA